AUGGAGGCUCUCCUUCCUUACCUGGAUAAGACGGACCCUCCAGAGAAGAUUCUCGGGAAUCACAAGCACUCUCAAACUCUGGAGCCUGUGGAGCUCACACGAAUAAAUGUGCGGUACAAUAUCCCUGUGUCCUCGGCCUCUCUCCCAACCAUCAAGAGCCUGGGCCUCAGGGGCGUCUCCUGCAUCGGCCUGACCAACCUGGAUGGCUCACCAGCUUCACACCAGGUGCUGCAGUCUAUUGCCUACCACCUGGGCCCCCACCUGCAGAGCUUGUGCCUUGGUGGGGGCAGCCCCACAGAGGCCUCCUUUGUGACCCUGAUCCUGGGCUGUCCGGCCCUGCGUAGCCUUGACCUCAGUGGCUGCAACAGCCUCUUUGUAUCGGGCACACUGCUAGCUCAACCCGAAACAGCACAGCAGGUCCGGCAGGCACUGAGCGGCCUCCGCGAGCUCAACCUGGCUGGCCUGCGAGACCUGGCAGACCUCAGCUUCAACAGGCUAAGCGGCUGUGCCCCCAGCCUAGAGUGCCUCUCCUUGGCCUACUGUCACCUCACCUUCGAGCUAGGCCCAGCCUGGGGCUCCAUCAACCCCCAGGACUCCUCCCCAUCCCAACUUUCCUUCCACAACCUGCUGCAGUUCGUGAAGGAGCGGGCUGCUAGGCUGCGCGCCCUGGACCUGAGUGGCACUGGCUUGCCACCCGAGGCCCUGCAGGCCCUGGGCCAGGUGGCCGGGCUACAGCUGCGGGAGCUGAGCCUGCACAGCUGCCGGGACCUCUCCACAGAGGCUGUGGCUGCCCUUUGCCGCCAGCAGCCAGGCCUUACCUCCCUGGACCUCAGCGGGUGCUCAGAAUUGGCCGACGGGGCACUGUUGGCUGUGAGCCGGGGCCUGCGGCACCUGCGGCGCCUGAGCCUAAGGAAGCUGCAGCGGCUGACGGAUGCGGGGUGCACAGCCCUUGGGGGCCUGCGGAAGCUGCAGAGCCUGGACAUGGCUGAGUGCUGCCUAGUGAGCGGGCGGGCCUUGGCCCAGGCUCUGGGCUCAGUGCGCAGAGCUCCACCCCCACUGGCCUCUCUCAGCCUGGCCUACUGCUCCUCACUCAAGGACACCUCAGUGCUCUCCCUGAUCCCAGCGCUGGGACCGAGUCUCAGAGUGCUAGACUUAUCCUCUUGCGUGGCCCUCACCAACCGGACCCUGCAGGCCAUCUGCACCUACCUCACUCCCCUCUCAGUCCUGCGCCUGGCCUGGUGCAAGGAGCUUCGUGACUGGGGGCUUCUGGGGCUGGGGGAACCCAGUGAGGAGCCAGCACAGAAAGCCCAGCCACACCGAGAGCUGGAGCAUCAGGCCUCAGGCCCCAUGGACCCUUCUCCCCAGCCACAGGGCCCCUCCCUGCUCAUGCUGCAGGCCCUGCAGGAGUUGGACCUCACAGCCUGCAGCAAGCUGACUGAUGCCAGUUUGGCACAGGUGCUCCAGUUCCCCCAGCUGAGGCAGUUGUCACUGAGCCUGUUGCCAGCACUCACAGAUAACGGCUUGGUGGCUGUGGCCAGGGGCUGCCCUAGCCUGGAGCGCCUGGCACUGAGUCACUGCAGCCUCCUCAGUGACGAGGGCUGGGCCCAGGCAGCCAGCUCCUGGCCGAGGCUGCAGCACCUCAACCUGUCCAGCUGCAGUCGGCUCACAGAGCAGUGAGUGUCCAACAAUGCCAGUGCAGGGGCUGGGCUGGGCUGGGACCGGCCUCGGGUCAGGCACUCACACCGGGCCUUCCUGCAGAACGCUGGAUACCACUGGGCAGGCGUGCAAGCAGAUCCAGAUGUUAGAUGUCGCCAUGUGCCCUGGUAUUAGCAUAGCUGCUGUCAGGCGAUUCCAAGCCCAACUGCCCCAGGUGAUCUGCAUCCAGUCCCGCUUCGUGGGAGGGGCUGACCUGACCCUAACACUCUGAGGCCAGGUCAGUAAGCGGCCCUGUGGCUCAGCCUCAUGUCCCUAGCCCUGGCUUCUUAACCUGGAGUCUGACUCAGUGCCUCCUGUUUCCCUCUGCUACAGACCCCAGGGCUCCUUCCCUAAGCUAUAAACACCUUUGCAAGGACUGGAGGUGGGGCUAAUCCAGGGCAGCCUGGGGUGCUUCCUACCCCAGCCUGGCAGGGGGCUUGCCAGCUACAUGAGGCCCCUGGAAAUGCCAGCUCCUGAUCUCCUGGCCAGGCCUGGGUCUGGAAGCCCCAGGCCCAUAGGUGGCUGGGUCGGAUGCUGGAGAGGAGCAGACCCCCCUCUUGCUCUGCCUACUUCCAUCCAAGGCCUAUGCCCUACCUUGUUCCCUAUUCUAGUAGUUCCCAGUCCCCUACCAGCGCUGAACUUUAGCAGCCAAGCCUUAUCUUUGUUGUAAACCCAAACAAGAUUAAAAAUUCCAGAUUCUACCUCUUUAUUUUAAGUUCUCUCCC
Molecule: messenger RNA, 2420 nt
Organism: Myotis daubentonii (Daubenton's bat)
Lineage: Eukaryota; Metazoa; Chordata; Mammalia; Chiroptera; Vespertilionidae
Product: F-box/LRR-repeat protein 2-like
Exons: 5
Coding region: 1-1677 (558 amino acids)
Biological process (GO): SCF-dependent proteasomal ubiquitin-dependent protein catabolic process
Cellular component (GO): SCF ubiquitin ligase complex
Molecular function (GO): protein binding
Source: RefSeq, a predicted model, not a curated record